UAUCACUGCAGGACAGGUCCAAGGCUCUUGGACCUCUCAGUGACUUAUAGAGAAAACAGUGCCGCUGACAUGUAUCAUGGAGACAGUAUCAUACUUGCAGACUUGCAUCCAAAACCUUCUGAAUAAGGAAUUCAUCAAAGUCUUAAUGUUGGACCUUUGACAUCGACCACUGCAAACAUAUGAACCGUCUUUACUCCUGGCUAAACGGACCUGAGAUCCAAGGGAAGACUUUCAGGACGUAACGUGGUGCAUUGAACAUUUGAUUUUAUCAAGAGUUUGAACACUUUUCCCUGAGUUUUUUAUUGGCACUUCUGUGUCUUUUCCUGCUAAUUUAUCUUGGAAAAUGUUUCAUUGGUCUGGAUCAUAGCUCUGUUUUAGGACCUGUUUGCUUCAGAUAUUCCCUGGAUCUAACUUUGUUGCUGCGAUUACGGAGUUAAAGGGGCAUCAUUUAUCAUAAGGACUUCUUGUUGACAAAGCAAGGUUGUCCUUACAGUUACAUUUGAAUAGGAAGACUAUUUCAAGAAGACUUUGGCUGCAGGUCAGUGUGUGGCACUCUAAAAACAACAUGGGAUUUGUAUUGUAUUGGAUGUUUCCUCUUCUGGCUCUUCCAGUACUUCAGUCUGCCAAAAUCCUGACUGUCUGUCUAAUUGGAGGAAGCCACUACUUAUUAUUAGAUGAAAUUUCUCAUAACUUACACGAGCAUGGCCAUCAGGUCCGUAUGCUCUUGCAACAGGGCAACCCUGUUAUCAAAGGUUUUUCCUAUGCUGGCCGUGCAGACAGCUACCAGACGACCACUUGGUCCGUAGGAGAGGAAUACAUCAGAGAAUACAAUGGCUGGUUCCUGGAGCAACAGACACAGUUUUUACUGGGAAGGGAUAGCUUUAAGAACUUUCUAAACUUCAUGGGGCACCUGUCCUAUCAGUGUGACAGGCUGUUAGCGGACAAAGACAUUAUAAGUUUCCUCCAGAGGGAAAACUAUGACAUCGCCAUCCUUGAUGCUUUUAACCCCUGCUCCUUCAUCCUGGCACACAAACUUGGGGUCCGUUACAUAGCUUUCUACCCCGGCACUCUGAACGGCCCGCUGUCUAUCGCCCUCCCCAGCCCGGUGUCCCACGUGCCAGUCUUCAGCUCCCAGCUGUCCGACCACAUGAGCCUCUGGGGUCGUGCAAAGAACCUCUUCUAUUCUGUCUUGUCUCUUGUUGGCCAGGAACUUGUAUGGCGGACAUUUAGGGAAGUAGCUGAGCGCCACCUUGAGUCAGGACCCCCCCCUGGAGGUCUGAAGGAGUUACAUGGAGGAGCUGAACUCUGGGCCUUCAACACUGACUUUUCACUGGAGUUCCCCCAGCCCCUCAUGCCUUACACGGUGCUGGUGGGAGGUCUGCUGAGUAAACCUGCCAAGCCUCUGGAGCAGGAUCUUGAGUUGUGGAUCUCCAGUUUUGGAGAGGCAGGUUUUAUUGUCGUGACUUUGGGAUCAAUGGUGUCCUCAGUCUCUGUGGAGCGUCUGCUUGUGGAGCUGGUGGCCGGCUUCUCUAGGAUCCCUCAGGGGGUUUUCUGGAGGUAUGACCCCAUGCGCUGGCCAUCUCAUCUGGAUAAACCUUCUAAUCUCAUGAUAAGGGACUGGCUGCCUCUUAAUGAUCUGCUGGGCCACAAUAAAGCUCGUCUCUUCAUCACCCAUGGUGGACAAAACAGCCUGCUCCAGGCGGUGUACCAUGCUGUUCCUGUGCUGGGAAUCCCUCUGUUUGGGGAUCAGUUUGAUAAUGUGGUGAGGGCUGAAACAAAGGGACUUGGCCUCACCAUCAACCCCACACACAUCACCAGGGAGCUGCUCAGCUCCACAAUUCAAAAACUCACACAGGACGUCAGGUACAGUAUGUGGGCAACAUUGGUGAUGCCAGUACAGCACAGAUAUGUCUGUAAUUACUCCUCAUUUCUCUUUCUUCCGAUUAUAUUCCUUUAUAGGAUCAAGUCUUCAGCUUUGUCCCUUAGCAGGAUCCACAAAUCUCAUCCUGUCCCUCCAGCCCUUCGACUCAUCCAGUGGGUUGAGCACAUCCUGCAUAGUGGAGGUGGAGCUCAUCUAAGGCCUGCUUCACUGACACAAGCCUGGUACCAGAGAUACCUGCUGGACCUGGCGCUUCUUCUCUUCCUGGGGCUUCUGGGACCUGUAGUUCUCUGCUGGACUUUCUGUAGGAAGAAGAAUAGCAGGGACAAACACAAAAAAGUACAAUAGCAGUGCUAAGGGACACUUUAGAUGUUUAAUUCAGUUCUGAGAUUGAGUUUAUGUUGGACUUGCACCAAUGCCAAUAUGAGAAUUUACUGCAAACCUAAAAUACUGCCGAAGUACAACUAAUAAUCCAGUCUUGUUGUAAUCUAUUCAUAACAAUUCACCAGAAAAUAUUGGUAUUUUAAUUCAGAAAAAAUUCCCUUUAAUUAUCAAAAGAAAAGUUGAAAAUAAUAAAAGAAAAUAUUAUUGUUUUUAAGGAUUUCACAUAAAUGUGCAAACAAUGCAUUAAAAACUGUUUUGAUGGUAGGAAUAACGUUGCAUAACUUUGAUUUGCUCGAAUUUGCAUACUGAAUAGAGUUUCAUAUUCUGCAUUUCCAGUUUCUCUUAAGCCAGUAACCUUUUAAUGCCAAGUGUCCUGCCCUCUCCCCUCCCAGCGCCAUCGUGACUACCAGACAUCUCAUUUGUUCUGCAGUGCCACAUUGUCCAACACCUCUGUGCUGCUUUGACCUGACUGUGCUGCAAGCAAGGGUGGCUGAUAGUAGACAUGCAAACACACUCACCCCACCAAGCACUGCUUUUGUGCUUUUGUGUUGUUUCGUGUGGCAGCCAGCCUAAGAGUAUAUUGAUGUUUGUUGAGACAUUCUUUGUGCUGCAAUGCUAGGCUAGGUGGGUACUUUUGUGUAGAUGCAAUAUAUUGAUAGUCAUAGAAUAUACCUGAACUCUCAAAAAGGUAUGCUCUACCUGGAGAGUGUGUUUAUGCACGUGUGUAUCUGGAUGUGUGUAUUUGGGGCAGCGUAAUGGUCUACUGGCUCUUCAAUUAUCAACCACCUGCAAGUCUCCCCUCUGACCCCCACACCCUCCUCUGCUGGUUUCCGCUGAGUCUCCUUCCCCUUUCUAAACAAGGCACAAAAGCGUACAGCAGCGUUCACGGUCAGCGCUCAAGCCAUCCUUGAAAGCAGCCCAGGCCUUGGAGGACCCCCCUCUCUGUUCUGUCCUCCCUCCCACUCUUCACAUCUGUGUUGGGGGUUAGCAGGGAGGAAAAUAUAGAUUAGCAAGGAAAUAAUGACCAAUUAGGACAGCUUGUUCUGUGUCCAUUCAGCUGUCCAUUCUUUCAUUCCUUCCCUGCAUUUCAUUCGUCUGUUGGGCUGGCAGUUGAAGGUGCCAGUGAGUCUUCCUCUGUCUCGCACGCAAUCCUAAACAGGCAGGGCAAAGCAGCCAAAGCAUGAGACAACAGGACCACCGGUGGGGAAAAAAAGGAAAGAGGCAAACACAGAGGAAACUUUAAUGAUGAAGAAGAAGGACACAACAAUGAAAAAGAAAACACAGACAAUUAUUGAAAUCAGAAACAAAGCUUUGAGAGAAAGAAGCUAGAAAUAGUCAUCAUUAAUAAUAUAACUACAAUAACAUUUUGUUAUUUUUUUGUUUUAAGCUAGAAAUUAAAUCAUUUAUUUUAACUUGACUAACAACCAUGGCAUUUAGGCAAAACAGGACUACUUCAGGUGACCUGCUGUCACAAGCAAGAUACUAUUAAUUAAAAAUAAAGUAUAGUUGCAUCACUAUGUCACAUUAGAUGGGGCAAGAGGGAGGAAAUAAUUGAUGUAAAGUUUCUUAAAUCAUGGAUGUGUUAUUUUUAACUCAGAGGGAUGUGUAAAGGCUCUGAUGUGUUUUUGUUAAGUGUGAAAAAAGAACGUUUGACAUAAUUGCAUUAAAACUGGAUCUACUCUAGUA
Molecule: messenger RNA, 3949 nt
Organism: Gymnodraco acuticeps
Lineage: Eukaryota; Metazoa; Chordata; Actinopteri; Perciformes; Bathydraconidae
Product: UDP-glucuronosyltransferase 3A1-like
Exons: 9
Coding region: 566-2227 (553 amino acids)
Molecular function (GO): UDP-glycosyltransferase activity
Source: RefSeq, a predicted model, not a curated record